Zingiber officinale is the source of this 279-nucleotide messenger RNA. RefSeq names its product low temperature-induced protein lt101.2-like. NCBI's taxonomy places the organism in Eukaryota, Viridiplantae, Streptophyta, Magnoliopsida, Zingiberales, Zingiberaceae. The coding region runs from base 115 to 279 and encodes 54 amino acids. Gene Ontology annotation, cellular component: membrane. The transcript has 2 exons. The record is from RefSeq and is a predicted model, not a curated record.
UAAGGCAAUCUCGACUUCUCUCAAUUUCAUCCUCUAUUCCAUAACCCAAAGCGCGGCUCUUGAAUUGGACUGAUCAAAGGAAGCAGCAUAUAAAUACUGUUGGAUCAUAUCGUUAUGGGCUCUGCGACGUUCGUGGAGGUGAUCUUGGCCCUCUUGUUGCCACCCCUGGGAGUCUUCCUGCGCUACGGCUGUGGUGUGCAGUUUUGGAUCGAUCUGCUGUUGACGAUAUUUGGUUACAUACCUGGAAUCGUUUACGCCAUCUACGUCUUGGUGGGAUAG